Molecule: messenger RNA, 1731 nt
Organism: Fusarium poae
Lineage: Eukaryota; Fungi; Ascomycota; Sordariomycetes; Hypocreales; Nectriaceae
Exons: 6
Coding region: 1-1731 (576 amino acids)
Biological process (GO): intracellular iron ion homeostasis; copper ion import; iron ion transport
Cellular component (GO): plasma membrane
Molecular function (GO): ferric-chelate reductase activity
Source: RefSeq, a predicted model, not a curated record
AUGUUACCGUCACAAGCUUAUUAUGACAUUUGGAUCCGAACGUUGACUGCGCAUGAUUAUAUAUGGGAAUACCAUUACUACUAUGGCUGGGCUAUGGGGAUUUUCUGGGCUGUGGUCAUCGCUGCUGGAAUUGUGAGCCGCAUACUGACACGACUGUCCACCUCAAAUGGCCGUCGAAGCCUGUGGCUCAAACGUAAUGUCCUUCUUCCAGCAACAUUUGGCCAGCGUUGCGUUCAAGACUUUGGUGGUUUUGGCACUCUCCCUCCACGCAUACAAACAUUGACUUUGUCCUUGUUCGUGAUGCUUAAUAUUAUCUGCUCGAUUCACGGAUAUAGUAUAUUCGAGGGCUAUGGCUAUUAUCCUUCUGUAUGGCUACAGAUCCUUCGACACGUCUCCGAUAGAACAGGCAUUAUCUCGUUUGCUAACUUCCCUCUUAUUUGGCUGUUUGGCAUGCGGAACAACAUCGUUAUAUGGCUAACAGGGUGGGACUUUAAAACCUACAACAACUUCCAUCGCUGGGUUGGCCGAAUAGCUACUGUCCAAGCUGUCAUACAUUCCGUUGGAUACAUCAUUAUCAUUUUUCAGAGGGGCGGUUGGGAGUAUUUUUGGAACAUCUCAAACCUGACAUUCUGGUGGACCGGUGAGCUGGCCACUAUUUUCAUCUGUUUGCUUGUCGGCCUGUCAUUCUUUUGGGUACGACGAAGACAAUAUGAGUUUUUUCUUGUCUCGCAUAUUGUGCUAUCAGUCUUGGUCCUUGUGACAAUGCUUGGGCACGUGUCCAUCUUCAGAGGCGCCUAUGAUCCCCUGGUAUGGAUUCCAGCACUUAUCUGGAUGCUAGAUCGAAUUAUUCGUGCAGCCAGAGUUAUUGCCUUUAACCCAAAGUUCUGGGAAACAAGUGCUCUGAUCACUUAUAAUGAGGAUGCGCACAUGAUCAGAGUCGUCGUUCCUGUGUCUUCAAGCUUCUACAAAAUCGAGCCCGGUACAUUCUACUACCUCACGGUACUUGAUAGAUGGAACUUCUGGGAGAGCCACCCCUUCACAGUUGCGUCAGUAUCAGAACCUGAAUCAUACUCUCUAUCAGACCGUGCACCAUUGCUGGGUCACAUAUCUUACACACCAGAUGAGAUGGGGCUGGAGUACGAAAAGUCUCAACGAGAGAUGACAUUCCUUAUUCGCCCUUACGAUAGCUUCACUUCUCGGUUAAAGCAGUAUACUGAGAAGGAGCAGCCGAAACCAGCCAAAGUUCGAGUGAUGAUAGACGGCCCAUAUGGAAAGACCCUGCCUUUGGAACAGUUUGACAAAAUUCUCUUUAUUGUUGGAGGCAGCGGUAUUGCUGUCCCGCUCUCGUACCUCGACAAACUUACAUCCUCAGCCAAAAUGGUCGAAAUUCACUGGGCAGUACGACAAUCUGCUCUGGCUGAGGAUGUUCUCGAUCAUGAGUUGAGUGAUGUGCUUGACUACAUACAAGUGAGGGUUAGUAUCUAUGUUACUGGGACAAGCAGUGCGAGAUAUGACGGCGCGACUGCUUGUCACAUUGCUGAGUGGAGAGACGGAAGACUGAAUGUCGAAGAAAUAAUCGACAAUGCUUUAGACAGUGGAGAUGGGGGCAGUCUUGCAGUAGUCACGAGUGGUCCUGCCAAGAUGGCAGAUGAGAGUAGAAGCAUUGUGGCAGCAAGGACUGUUCAGUCUAUGCCUCGGAUAGAAUACUUUGAAGAGAGUUUUCAGUGGUAG